Molecule: messenger RNA, 717 nt
Organism: Aspergillus campestris IBT 28561
Lineage: Eukaryota; Fungi; Ascomycota; Eurotiomycetes; Eurotiales; Aspergillaceae
Product: HNH endonuclease signature motif containing protein
Exons: 1
Source: RefSeq, a predicted model, not a curated record
UGCCAAGUGCGCGACAAUGGCCACUGCAUCAUCACUAGAACCUCAACGCCCGUUGAUGUCGCCCAUAUAUACUCAUUCGCGCUGGGCAAGAAUCAGAAUGCGCAAACGAUUUUUUGGUCAAACCUGAGAAAUUUCUGGAACCCGCAGAGGGUGCGCAAGUGGGAAGAGGUCCUGAACAGUGCCCAAGGCACUGAGAUAUGUGCCAAUAUGUUGUCGCUGUCCGCUUCAGUCCAUCGACUUUGGGGUAUGGCCUCAUUUGCUCUGAAACCACCGGGGUACUCAACCGAUCAAAAGACACUCCGUGUCCGUUUUUUCUGGUUGCCGAAGUUUGUUUGUAGCCCGCAGGUGUCUCUCGAAGAGAGACCGUUAUUCUCGAACGAUCUCAAGGGGGGCCAGGGAAAUACGAAACUCUUUGACUGUGAUUCAGAGAAGAAAAUAGUGUCUGGUGAUGUUAUUACAAUCACGACCCCAGACCCAAAAAAGUACCCACUACCGUCCAUCGAGUUACUCGGUAUGCAGUGGGCUUUAAACCGAGUCCUGGCUAUAAGCGGGGCAGCGGACGUCUUGGACACCGCUCUUGAGGACGACGACGACGACGACGACGACGACGACGGCGGCGGCGAGCCUGUAAUGGCAACUUGUUAUUCGUCAGAACAAGAAGAGUAUUUGAAGAGGAGGACAUUGCCCCGUUGCCUCGGAGCCCCCGGCCUUCAAUGA